AUGGAUUUUGAUAAUUCGAUGACGGAUUUCGAUAAUUCGAUGAUUAAUUCCAUUUCCAGGCGCCAUUAUGGUAUCGAAGUUGAUAUUUGGGCUGCCGGUGUUAUCGUGUACUUGCUCAUCUACGGCGAAUAUCCCUUCAACGGUGUGCUCCGAGAAGACGAAAUAUUCCCCAAGAUUCAAGACAGCGAUUUAGUUUUUCCCCCACGGCGCCACAACUCUCCAUCCAACUUAGCUCUUGAUUUCAUGCGUCGUUGUUUGUGUAAGAAUCCGAAAGAAAGGAUAACAGCCGCUGAAGCUCUUGAGCAUCCCUGGCUCCGUGACAAAAAUUCGAGUCUUUCCCAGGAUGCUUAUCCAUUAAUCGAUGAAGAAAUAAUCUCUAAGAUAAAUCCAGAUCUUUAG
Molecule: messenger RNA, 399 nt
Organism: Condylostylus longicornis
Lineage: Eukaryota; Metazoa; Arthropoda; Insecta; Diptera; Dolichopodidae
Exons: 3
Coding region: 1-399 (132 amino acids)
Biological process (GO): intracellular signal transduction; protein autophosphorylation; peptidyl-serine phosphorylation
Cellular component (GO): cytoplasm; nucleus
Molecular function (GO): calmodulin binding; ATP binding; calcium/calmodulin-dependent protein kinase activity
Source: RefSeq, a predicted model, not a curated record